AUGAAAUACUGUCAAUAUCGGCUUCCCUCUGCGAGAGCCGCCAUAGUUGAGGUCGAUAAACAUAGAGUCCAAGGAGGCACGCCUCAAGAUGCCUUGAGGCGUGUGAAUGUGCCCACAACCGACAGCUCUAAAAAGUUCAAAAAAGAACAGUGCCGCGCCAGUAAAAACGGAAUGAGGAAAAUAAGAAAGCCUAAAAUGUUCUCCAUACUAACCACGGGGAAACGCGGAUGCAAGAUACAGGAAGAGUUAAUGGUUAUGAUGCUCAGGGUCAGAGAGGUGGGCAGCCGCCAAAACUCCCAAGGGCUCACGGCAGAGGUGACGCCAUAA
Messenger RNA from Trypanosoma rangeli, 327 nucleotides. RefSeq lists its product as uncharacterized. The transcript has a single exon. Bases 1 to 327 code for a protein of 108 amino acids. Lineage: Eukaryota; Euglenozoa; Kinetoplastea; Trypanosomatida; Trypanosomatidae. The record is from RefSeq and is a predicted model, not a curated record.